CCUGUGUCUCCACCCCUAGGAGGGUCUCCACUGAACUGCAGGGGGUGAAGGAGCUGAGGGCAUUGAGGGAAGCCAAGGAACAACGAGGCGCCAAAGUGGAGGAGCUGGAGAGGAGCUUGAUGGCAGUGACCCCAGCCCUGGAGCCCCCAGCUGAGCCCUCGGAGGAAGUUCAGAUGAAGAGGGAGCUCAAAGAAUUGAGGCGGCAGUUGGCCCAGAUGCAGGACAGUGUCCUAAGGCUGGCAGAAGAAAACCACCAGCUGGCCAGCGCGCUGCAGUCAGAGCAGCUUGAGAAGAAGGCGCUGGCCAGGAAGCUGCGCGAGCUGCAGGAGAAGCUGUGUGAAAUCACAGCAUUGAUGGCGCUGAAGAGCCAGGAGGCCCAGCACCUGCAGCAGCAGGGGGACCAGCUGCUGUCCCAGGUGUGGCAGCAUGCUGAGUCCUGGCAGCAGUUGGCCACGGAGAAGGAGGCCCUGUGUAGGCGCAUUCUUCUGCACAGAAACCUGGCAAUGCAGCUCCAACAUACAGAACAGGAAAAAAUGGUGGCCCUGGACAGGAUCCGCCGCCAGGAGAUGCAGGAGGACCUGAAAGCCUCCAGGCUGCAGGAGGAGCAGGCAGCCCCGCUGAGAGUCCUGGCCCUGGCUGGGGCAGGGGACAUGGAGCAAAGGCCUGUGGAGGCUCCGGGGUCCAACACCACCAUCCCCGAAGACUCAGGCAGCUCAGAGGCCUUGGGUCACUGCUGUGGAAGGGCUGUGGAGAAAGCAGUGCCUCAGACCUGUCCUCCGAAGACAGGGCUUGACCAUUCGAUUGGAAAUCUGGAGGCCCAGAGCCUGGUGGAGGUCUGCAUGGUGAGGACCGCACGGGCAGGCAUGCCCCCCCACCCCACGGAGGCCUUCCUGGACAGCUGCUCCAUCUGUGAAGGCUCCUUCCCAGACCCCUCCAGGGCUUGCAUUUCCUUCCUGCGGGAGGGGAUGCUGAGAAGGUCCGUGUCAUCUGCCCUUGACGCCUUACUAGAGCUGCAUGCCCCGGGAAGUUCAGCAGACGAACUUCUCCUGGACCCACAGGAGCACACUGAGCCCAGGGAGGCAGAGCCCCAAGUGAGGAGGACUGGGCCAAAGAGCUGGACAUGGUGGCACAGACCUAUGAAGGCUGAGUCAAGACGAUGACUAUGAAUUCAGGGCCAGCCUGGGCUACAAGGUGAUUAAUGCACAGCUAAUAUGAAUAAAGCUGCUCAGGAGAAGGAGGUCUCUGCCAGUUUGAGAGAACUUCAUCCAUACCUUUUAAAAAGGAAUUGGGGGCUGUAUUAGAGGUGUACCUGGCUGGAGUGAGGAGGCGGUGUGGGCUUCAUGGAGUCAUUCAGGGGUGCACACUGCCUGAGCGCAUGAUCCUUCACACAUGAACCCAAGCAACCCAGGAAAGAGUGCACUCUGAACAUCAGGGCACACAGCACUGCCUUGGGACAUGAGGCGCUUUUGGCGUCUGGGGUGGAUUCCUGCCCAGCCAGGAAAAAUUACAGCUUUCCCCUAUUUCGAUCCCGGAUCAG
This is a messenger RNA of Fukomys damarensis (Damara mole-rat), 1537 nucleotides long. Its product is annotated as golgin subfamily A member 2-like. Gene Ontology annotation, biological process: spindle assembly; Golgi organization. Gene Ontology annotation, cellular component: Golgi cisterna membrane; Golgi apparatus; Golgi cis cisterna. The record is from RefSeq and is a predicted model, not a curated record. The transcript is spliced from 14 exons. Lineage: Eukaryota; Metazoa; Chordata; Mammalia; Rodentia; Bathyergidae. The coding region runs from base 120 to 1160 and encodes 346 amino acids.